This is a messenger RNA of Penicillium bovifimosum, 969 nucleotides long. RefSeq names its product inositol oxygenase. Gene Ontology annotation, molecular function: inositol oxygenase activity; iron ion binding. Bases 1 to 969 code for a protein of 322 amino acids. Gene Ontology annotation, biological process: inositol catabolic process. The record is from RefSeq and is a predicted model, not a curated record. The transcript is spliced from 2 exons. Lineage: Eukaryota; Fungi; Ascomycota; Eurotiomycetes; Eurotiales; Aspergillaceae. Gene Ontology annotation, cellular component: cytoplasm.
AUGGCACCAGUCGCCAUCUCCCCACAGGCCUCCCCCGUCUUCAACAAGCGGGAUGGCCAGGCACUCGAAGACCUCUCCGAUGCCAUCGAUGAAGUCAACGUUCUCAAGGACAUGAAGAGACGCGAGGCUCAAAAAUUAGCAGAAGAAAAGGGCCUAUACGAAGAGUCCGAGUUCGACAAAGAGAAAGACAAGACCAAUUUCCGCCAAUACGAAAACGCCUGCGACCGAGUCAAGAACUUCUACCACGAGCAACACACCAAGCAAACAGUCGCCUACAACCUCAAAGCCCGCCACGACUUCCACAGCAAGACACGCGCCGAAAUGACCGUCUGGGAAGCCAUGGAGAAGCUCAAUACCCUGAUUGACGAGUCCGACCCAGACACCAGUCUCUCUCAAAUCGAGCACCUCCUCCAAUCUGCCGAGGCCAUCCGACGAGACGGCAAGCCGCGCUGGAUGCAGCUGACCGGACUGAUCCACGACCUUGGCAAGCUUCUCUUCUUCUUCGAUGCUGAAGGUCAAUGGGACGUUGUCGGCGACACGUUCCCUGUCGGCUGUGCCUAUGACGAGAGGAUCGUCUAUGGUCGUGACUCGUUCCGUGAUAAUGAGGACUUCGGACAUAGCAUUUAUGAUACUAAGUUCGGUAUCUAUAGCCCUGGCUGUGGUCUGGAUAAGGUCAUGCUCUCUUGGGGUCAUGAUGAGUAUCUUUAUCAUCUGGCGAAGGAGCAGUCGACGCUUCCUGAUGAGGCUCUGGCUAUGAUUCGGUAUCAUUCUUUCUAUCCUUGGCAUAGCGCUGGCGCUUACCAUGAGUUGAUGAAUGAUCAUGAUCGUGAGAUGUUGCGUGCUGUGAAGGCUUUCAAUCCUUAUGACUUGUACAGCAAGAGUGAUGGUAUUCCCAGUAUUGAGGAGCUGAAGCCUUACUACUUGGAGCUCAUUGACGAGUACUUCCCCACCAAGGUUCUCAAGUGGUAG